This is a messenger RNA of Conger conger (European conger), 3391 nucleotides long. RefSeq names its product acyl-CoA thioesterase 20 (gene acot20). Lineage: Eukaryota; Metazoa; Chordata; Actinopteri; Anguilliformes; Congridae. The record is from RefSeq and is a predicted model, not a curated record. Gene Ontology annotation, biological process: acyl-CoA metabolic process; fatty acid metabolic process. The transcript is spliced from 3 exons. Gene Ontology annotation, molecular function: fatty acyl-CoA hydrolase activity. The coding region runs from base 131 to 1483 and encodes 450 amino acids.
AAGGGUGUGCAAACCGUCGAGACAUCGCUCUAGUUAUUUGCAUAUCUAUGGUACAAUCCUCUGCCUGGGCGUGCUUUCGUGUGAAAUAAGGUUAUAAACACCAAUUGUCGGAGGGGGGCGCGCUGUUAGGAUGUAUGUUUUCGGCAUUAGAAACACAAGAACCGUUCGACUUCUGACACACAUUUUCUUUAAAGAUAUUUCUCAUACAACUGCAAAUAUGAGUUCUCAAGUGCUCCUGCGGGUUCUCCCUAGUAGCAAGUGCUUGUUCAAUGAGCCGAUUUGGAUCAAAGUUGAAGGACUAGUCCCGGGACAGAGCGUGGAAUUGAGAGCAAGACUCAGAGAUGACAAAUGUGUAACAUUCAAGUCCUCUGGCACGUACAAGGCAGAUCCAAGAGGAGAGAUCCGUUUAGACAACGAUCCUUCCCUCGGCGGCAGCUACAGUGGAGUUGCACCCAUGGGUCUCUUUUGGUCCAUGAGACCGGAGACUCCCCACGUGAAACUACGGAAGAAGGAUGUGUUAAGCCCGUGUCUUGUGGAUAUCGAAGUUCACGACAGCGAGAGGCAGGGGCAUGUUCUCGCCAGAGAGACUAAUCAGAGAGGAUUCAUGGUAGAGGGUUUGCGGCGGAUACCCGUGAAAGAAGGAAGAAUAAGGGGUAUCCUCUUUCUACCGCCUGGUCCAGGUCCAUUCCCAGGCAUUGUGCAUAUGCAUACUUUAGGUGGUGGUUUGUCAGAGGUCACUGGAUCCCUGCUAGCAAACCAGGGCUUUGUGGUUUUGAGUCUGGCUUUCUAUGGCUACGAAGAUUUGCCCAAAAAGAUUAAGAAGUUUGAUUUGGAAUACUUUGAAGAGGCCAUACUGUUGCUGAGGAAUGUGCCUGAGGUCAAAGCACCUGGAGUUGGCAUACUGUCCAUCUCGAAGAGUGGCGAUUUGGCACUGUCCAUGGCCUCUUUCCUGACUGGAGUUUCAGCAACAGUCUGUGUCAAUGGUUGCAAUGCUAACACAAUGAUCCCCCUGCACUACAGGGGCAUGGUCAUCCCACCUCUUCUCUCAGAUCCAAAUAAAGCGAGAGUCGCAGAGUCUGGGGUGUUGGAUAUUAGCGACGCCCUUUUGGACCCCAGGGCCCCGGAGAACCAGGGAUCCCUCAUCCCCAUCGAGCGAGCCAAGUGCAAGUUCCUGUUUGCUGUAUCAGGGGAUGAUAGAAACUGGAAAAGCUGCUCUUAUGCAGAGCAGAUGAUGAAGCGACUGAAGGAUAAUGGGAAAGAUGAUGCUGAGGUGGUGGUUUACCCGAAGGCAGGGCAUUUUCUGGAGGUUCCCUACAUGCCACAUUGUGCCACUGGCAUGCAUGCUGCCGCGGGCAAUGCUGUGGUGGCGUUUGGGGGUGACCCCAGUGCUCAUGCUGAGGCGCAGGUGGACCUCUGGAAUAGAAUUCCAGCAUUUUUCAGGAAACACCUUGACAGCAACAAUGACCAUAAUUCAAAACUCUAACUUCCAUACACUUAUGCCUCCUAAUACAUAUGUACCUGCACGUACAUAUACCUCUAACCAGACAAUCUAAAGGAGUACAGCUGUGUACCCUGUGUGUGAAGAGGCAUGGGAUAGCUACACUGUUUUUCUUGCCUUCAUUGUUCGCUUAUUAAGCAAUGUUUUUUGCUACAGCAAUUCAACAAUCUUGCUUGAUGUAUUCACAGCUAGCUCCCUAAGUAGUUAUGUAAAGAAUAAUCCACAGAAAAGUGGUUGUUAAAGGUUUUAAUGGAUGAUGUAGAUUAAUAAGAGCCUCCAUGGAGCGGUUGAAAUCUUUUUAACAACCACUUUGUUGAUUAGUUGAUUAUUCCACUUAUACCAUGGUCUUAUACCAAAUAUCAUAAUAUAAGCAGUGGUCAUUAAUCAUUUUGGGCUAUUCGUCCUCAGAAUAAGUACUUCAAGCCAUUAAGAUGGCUACUGUUUCAGCAUGUCGCUAUGGUUAUAUAACCAUUUUAUGGCUAAAGUAACUAAUUGUAAACUGUUUUCAGUCAUGAACAAAAACUGUUAAAGAUUGUACCCUCAAGUUUGUAUAUUUUCAUACUUGGCAAAGCUAAGCCCGUUGGGUGGCUACGAGUUAGCCAACUUAUUUUUUCAAUAAAAUUCAGUUGGAUGAUAUCCAGAGGUUGUUCAAAUAUUUCCGAAGGUUAGCUAGCUGGCUAACUCUGCUUUGUGAACUAACCCCUUGGAGCGGUGUAUUGUGACUCACAGUGCUACUAUGGGAGGAUUGUGGUCUACCAGUACAGGUCAGGGGACGUUUGUAUGGGAAAGCUGCAAUGCAGUAGGCCCUGGAGAAUAAGCUGGAUAGGGAUUCCUUGUGGUAAAACGGGAACACAUACACUCACUGAGCACUUAAUUAGGUAUUUAUUUAUUUAUCUUUUCUUUUCUUUUUUAACUUAUUGCUCGUCUGUUGCUGUAGCCUAUCCACUUAAGAGGUUUGACGUGUUGUGUGUUCCGAGAUUUUCUUCUACAUACCACUGUUGUAAUGUGUGCUUAUUUGUGUUACAGUCACCUUCCUGUCAGCUUUGACCAGUCCGGCCCUUGUUAAUGAGAAAUGUCCGAGGACAAUGCAUUUUUGCCAGCAGAAUUGCUGCUCACAGGAUGUUUUUUGUUUUCACACCAUUCUCUGCAAACUAGAGACUGUUGUGCGUGACAAUCCCAGGAGAUCAGCCGUUUCUGAGAUACUCAAACCACCCUGUCUGGCACCAACCAUCAUUCCACGGUCAAAGUCACUUUUAAAAAUCACAUUUCUUCCCCAUUCUGACAUUUGGUCUGAAACUGCUGAACCUCUUGACCGUGUCUGCAGGCUUUUAUGCAUUUGGUUGCGGUCACAUGAUUAAAUAUUUGCAUUUACAAGUUGGUGUACAAGUCUACCUAAUAAAGUGCACAAUGAGUGUAUUCUUACUCUUUUGUAGCCUUAGGUUGACCUGAGUCUGUCCAUCUGGUCAAAGGUGUCAGGUCCUUUUCUGUCACUUACUAAAUCUACUGGGUAAUGAGGUCAGGAUCUCUCUGUCUUUCACUCAUAAUCAGUAAUGAAAUGUACAAAUGGGUGCUGGGACAUCAAAGCCUUGGGCAUGAAGUCACUGGUGUCGGGACAGGGGGAGGGAUGGGCUGGACACCCUGGGAGUGUGGAGGGUAGUAAUUAAUUGGUGGAUACAGUCCAAUAUGAGUGACCAAUGAUUGUCAAUAAAGAUGGAUCAUGCAUGCAGUUUCCUUGGUGUUCUCUUGGAAUGCCCUUGUGAACUCUCCCUGUGUACACUGGUAAAUCAAUUGUUACUGAUUGGACCGUCUCAUGUCUUGUAGUUCCUGAGUCUGUUCCUGAGUUGGUCACCACAUCAGUGUAAAUUAAUAAUAAACAAUGGUGGAGCUCUGAAA